CAAAAUAAACAGCAUACACCAAAAGAAGAAGAAAAAAUGGCAAACGCAAAGGAGAAGCACCAUUUCAUACUAGUGCAUGGCGCGGGCCAUGGCUCGUGGUGCUGGUACAAGGUGAAGCCGCGGCUCGAGGAGGCAGGCCACCGAGUCACGGUGCUCGACCUAGCCGCCGCCGGGAUCGACAUGAGAUCGAUUAAAGACAUUGACACGUGCGAAGAGUAUUCCAAACCGUUGAUGACGGUUCUUGGUUCGUCAUCACCAUGUGAUGGUCAUGAUGAAAAAGUGGUGCUUGUCGGUCAUAGUUUUGGAGGUCUGAGUUUGGCAAUGGCGAUGGAUAGGUUUCCGGACAAGAUCUCUGUCUCUGUCUUCUUGACAGCUUUCAUGCCCGACACCAGAAACCCUCCAUCGUUCGUUAUCGAUAAGUUCGUGAACAACAUGCCACCAGAUGCAUGGAUGGGAACCAAGUUCGAACCGUACGGCCCUCAUAAAACCGGCCUCAGUAUGCUGUUCAGCAAGGAUUUCAUGAAGCACAAGCUUUACCAGCUUUCUCCUCGUGAGGAUCUUGAGCUUGGACUGACCCUUGUGAGGCCUGGAUCAUUGUUCACGAACGAUCUAUCGGAGAGGAAGAGAUUCUCGGACAAAGGGUACGGAUCUGUCCGUAGAGUGUUCGUCGUAUGCAAAGAGGAUAAGGCUAUUCCCGAAGAACACCAGCGUUGGAUGAUUCAGAAUUUCCCUGCGGACCAUGUUGUCGACAUGGAAGAUACGGAUCACAUGCCUAUGAUGUGUAACCCUCUUCAACUCACCCAUCAUCUUCUCGACAUCGCCAACAAAUUCGCCUGAAUAUAUAUACGCACACACAUAUAUAUAUAUAUUAUUCGAAUAAUGGUGGUUGUAACAUGUGAAUGACAACUACGUCGACGAAGGUUGUCUAUAUAUCGUGUUAUUCAAGUUAUUCUAUAGUGUUUGUGACGGAUAAUGAACGACUAAGUGCCGUGUAGAAUUGUGACAUGCAUGUUGUCGUAUUGCAAUGUAUAGAAUUAAAUUAGUAGGCAUGUUUAAUUAUCGUUAUUAAUUAGAAGAAGGGGCUAAAAUGAUUAAAUGA
Molecule: messenger RNA, 1099 nt
Organism: Tarenaya hassleriana
Lineage: Eukaryota; Viridiplantae; Streptophyta; Magnoliopsida; Brassicales; Cleomaceae
Product: methylesterase 1-like
Exons: 3
Coding region: 37-837 (266 amino acids)
Biological process (GO): salicylic acid metabolic process; jasmonic acid metabolic process
Molecular function (GO): methyl indole-3-acetate esterase activity; methyl salicylate esterase activity; methyl jasmonate esterase activity
Source: RefSeq, a predicted model, not a curated record